Messenger RNA from Macrosteles quadrilineatus (aster leafhopper), 2112 nucleotides. RefSeq names its product putative mediator of RNA polymerase II transcription subunit 26. The coding region runs from base 1 to 2112 and encodes 703 amino acids. NCBI's taxonomy places the organism in Eukaryota, Metazoa, Arthropoda, Insecta, Hemiptera, Cicadellidae. Gene Ontology annotation, cellular component: extracellular matrix. The transcript has 3 exons. The record is from RefSeq and is a predicted model, not a curated record.
AUGGACUGUUAUCUCUUCUUCGCCAUUUUGCUUACAUCAGUCUCCAUUUCCUAUGGCUAUACAAAUUACCAAAAUGGCUUCAAACCCAUCCAGAAGAGUUAUCAUCCCACUGCAGAGCAAGAAGAGGAGAGAUACGAGGCAUACGCAAAUCAGCCGGCUUAUCCACCAUCGCCAGGACAUAGGCAACAGGCAGGUCCACCAUUACAGCCAACCUUACAAGCAGAAGCAUUCACUUAUCCAGAAGAGGUAGAACAAGAUGAAACACCCAACUACCAAGAUUUUAAAACUCAAAACGAGUUUUAUAACUACCCUGCACAAUCAGAUUCAUUUCUACCUCCAAAAAAUCAAGCUGCAGUAGGAUCUGGAGAACGAACACCCUACGCAGGAGGGUUCGGGCUUCGGAAACACCCAAGGUAUCCAGCUCCUCGUCGAAAAAUGAGAAAAAACCAACGGAAACGAAUUGAAAAUUUUGGAAGAGUAGAGAACCACAGACACUUUCAGCGUAAGAAGUAUGCUCCGGUUCAAAAACAUCCUCAGCAUUACACUGAACCAGAACAUACCCAAUCUCAAGGUCUAGAUAGUAAAAUUGUGGAGAAUCGACCCAAUAAAGUCGGCCGCCACAGGGGCAAGCACCACAUAGAUUACCAUGACUCUCACCCCAAGUACAAUUAUGAGUACAAAGUUCACGAUCCAAACACAGGUGAUUUCAAAAGCCACAAUGAGGAGCGAGACGGUGACUCGGUUCAAGGAAAGUACGAAGUUGUGGAACCUACAGGGGCUCGAAGAAUUGUCCAUUACACCUCAGAUAAGAACAAAGGAUUUGUUGCAGUGGUUCAUACAGAACCUAUUACACACAUACUACCCCAGAAGCCAGAGAAUUAUAAACAAGUUUCAUAUGAGCAACCAGAAGAGGAACAACCAGAAUAUGAACACUCUCAGCAUGACCAACAAGAAAAUCUUGAACAAACUCAAUACACACAGCCCUCUCAAUAUAAACGUACAUUCGAGAAUGUUAAGUCUGAGAAUGGUUUUCAGCCCACAAAGGGUUUUGAAACACCUGUGCAUGAAGAGCAAGAAGAAAAUUUGCAUCAACAAACUCCACAAUUGUCAACACAGUUACUAGAACCCCAAGACUAUUCACAAUUACAACAAUGGCAACAAAUUUAUUCCCAGUCCCGACAAAAACAACAAGUCUAUUCUCAGUUACAAAAAGACAAACCAUAUUAUACGCCAAAUCAACAAGUAAUCUCCCCCUUACAGCAAGGUCAACAAACCUACGCUCAGCUCCAACAGAAUCAACAAGUUUACCCUGAGGUUCAACAAGAACAACAAAUUCAUACACCGUUACAAAAAAAUAAGCAUUUUCAGUCCAAACCAGAUCAACAAACCUACUCCCAGCCCCCACCAUAUCAAAAACUUUACUCUGAACCUCAACAACAACAAAUUUACUCCCCAUUAAAACCCAAGCAACCAAAUAAUUUUCCGCUUGAAGAAAAUCAACAGAUUUAUCCUAAGCCCCAACAAAAGCGCAAACCACAAAAUUCCUCGUUCCAAAAAAAGAAACACCAUGAUUCAGAAUUGAAACCAGAGCAACAAGUACAACUGCAACCCCAACAAGAGCAACAGUUUUAUAGCCAGUCUGAACAAGAACAUCAGAUUUAUCCCCAGCCUCAACAAAAUCAACAACCCAAACAAGAACCAAUUUACCCAAAACAAGACCAACAAGAUGACUGGCCUAAACACAAUCAACUAGAUUAUUUUGAAUCCCAGAAAGAGCCAAUGUCAUUACCAUUGAAACAAGAACAAGGUUACUCGAAUGCUCAACAAAAUCAACAGUUUUAUCCUGAAACCAAACAAGAAGACAUGUUUCCCUCAUUUAACGAAGAGCCAGUUUACUCAACAUCGAAACAAGAAAAACAAGCUAACUUCCAGCCCCUACAGAAGAAACAAAUUAGUCCCCAACCCAGAAGGAACAAGACUAUUCGCAGCCCCAACAAGUUUAUGCCCAACAAGAACAGGCAUAUUCCCAACCCCAACAAGAAGGAGGAUUUCAUCCCCUACUUCAACCUGAACAACUAUCAGCUGACCAAGGCCAAUAUAAACAACACUUAG